Messenger RNA from Nerophis lumbriciformis (worm pipefish), 1791 nucleotides. Lineage: Eukaryota; Metazoa; Chordata; Actinopteri; Syngnathiformes; Syngnathidae. The record is from RefSeq and is a predicted model, not a curated record.
AUGUCACAGGAGACAGACAACAAGCGUCUGGUGGUGGUGGUCCCCAACGAGAGCUCCUUCCCGGCAGUGCGGCGGGCUUACACCAGCGAGGAUGAGGCAUGGCGCUCAUACCUGGAGAACCCGUUAACGGCUGCCACCAAAGCAAUGAUGAGCAUCAAUGGCGAUGAGGACAGCGCCAACGCAUUGGGCCUCCUCUACGACUACUACAAGGUUCCUAAAGAAAAGAGACUUCUGACCACUCCCAAAGUAGUGGAAGUCACAGAAGAGCAAGAAAAAAGGUUGCCUAGCAACACCAAUGGCGUCGAAACCGAGGCCUUGGACAACCGGGUCCAGGUCCUCAAGUCGGUACCCGUCAACCUGUCGCUAAACACGGAGCAUCCCGAACCAGGCAGCGCGGGAUCCGUUGCCCUGGUGAAGGCUGAAGCUUACACGCCCGUCUACAUGACGACGGGUGCCGGGCUCCACUAUCGCGUGGAUGGUGAAGAACAGUCCCGGGUGGUCUAUGAGCAGAGCCCCUACGAAGUGACCACUGUUAGUCACAGCUCUUACGUGAAGGAGGACCAGCAGAGCCCGCCAGACAGUCCCUUUGACGAGGACAGAGACACGGUUAGCUUUAAGUACCACACGCCGUCCUCCCUGGCGUCAGACGACUUUUUGUUCCACCAGGACGGAACCGACAGCUUCCAGUACACACUUGACGCCACACGCUCGUUACGCCAGAAGCAGGGUGAGGGCCCAAUGACUUACCUGAACAAGGGCCAAUUCUACGCUGUCACCCUUAACGAACUCAGCGCCAACAAGCGCCUACGACACCCAAUCAGCAAAGUGCGGAGUGUGAUCAUGGUGGUGUUCAGUGAGGACAAAAACCGGGACGAGCAGCUGAAAUACUGGAAGUACUGGCACUCCAGGCAACACACGGCCAAGCAGAGAGUGCUGGAUAUCGCCGACUAUAAGGAGAGCUUUAACACCAUUGGAAACAUUGAGGAAAUUGCCUAUAAUGCCAUUUCCUUCACGUGGGAUGUCAACGAAGAGGCUAAGAUCUUCAUCACAGUCAACUGCCUGAGUACGGACUUCUCGUCGCAAAAGGGUGUCAAGGGUCUGCCUCUGAUGAUCCAAAUGGACACGUACAGCUACAACAAUCGCAGCAACAAGCCUCUCCACAGGGCCUACUCCCAGAUCAAGGUCUUCUGCGACAAGGGAGCUGAGCGAAAAAUAAGAGACGAAGAGAGAAAGUUGUUCCGCAAGAAGUCCAAAGGUAAAGAUGGCGGCGUGGGCGUGAUAACGGCUGCCAAGAAGUCGGAUACGACGUAUUUCAAGACGAUGAGUGACCUGGAAGCGCAGCCUGUCCUUUUCAUCCCUGACGUCCAUUUUGGAAACCUGCAGAGGGCCGGACAGGUGUUCACAUUCAACACGGAGGAGAUGGAGCGAGAAGGGAGCGUGCUGGUCAAGAGGAUGUUCCGGCCGUCGGACGAAGACUUGUGUCCGUCUCCUCACAAGCAGAUCAAGGAGGAGACGCACAAGAGAGUGCUGCUGUACGUACGCAAGGAGACGGAUGAAGUGUUCGACGCCCUCAUGCUCAAGUCACCUACGCUGCGAGGCCUCACAGAUGCGAUAUCGGAAAAGUACGGCUUGACCACCGAGAAGAUCACCAAAGUCUACAAGAAAAGCAAAAAAGGCAUCCUGGUGAACAUGGACGACAACAUCAUCGAGCAUUACUCCAACGAAGAUACGUUCAUCUUACAUAUGGAGAGCUACGCCGACACCUACAAGGUCACGCUGACUGAAAUAUAA